AUGUAUAAAUUCUACUCAAAAAUUUUACAAAACACAAUUAAAAAUAGUCAUUUAUUAUUUUCUACAAUAAGUUAUUGCACUCGUUUUAGCACAUCUCAUGAAUGGGUUAAAAUGUUAAAUAAAGGAAAUAUUGCAACUAUUGGAUUCUCAAGUUUUUCAUCUGGAUUUGUAUUAUUUUUUUUUUCAAGAUGGUUGGUAAAAAUUGAAGUUGAUAAUCAUGAAGAUUUUGAAAAUUUAAUGACUAGAGAAGAGUAUCAAAACUUUUUAAACAAUAAAGUUGGUGGUGAUAUUAAGGAUAGUGGUGAAAAUAUUGACAGUGGAAUCCCAGGAACAUUAAUCUUAGGUUAA
Molecule: messenger RNA, 348 nt
Organism: Dictyostelium discoideum AX4
Lineage: Eukaryota; Evosea; Eumycetozoa; Dictyosteliales; Dictyosteliaceae
Exons: 2
Coding region: 1-348 (115 amino acids)
Source: RefSeq, a predicted model, not a curated record